Talpa occidentalis (Iberian mole) is the source of this 954-nucleotide messenger RNA. Its product is annotated as olfactory receptor 1P1-like. Gene Ontology annotation, biological process: G protein-coupled receptor signaling pathway. The record is from RefSeq and is a predicted model, not a curated record. NCBI's taxonomy places the organism in Eukaryota, Metazoa, Chordata, Mammalia, Eulipotyphla, Talpidae. Gene Ontology annotation, molecular function: G protein-coupled receptor activity; olfactory receptor activity. Gene Ontology annotation, cellular component: membrane. Bases 1 to 954 code for a protein of 317 amino acids. The transcript has a single exon.
AUGGCAGAAGGGAAUGAGACCAGCAGCUUUGAGUUCCUCCUCUGGGGACUGUCAAAUCAGCCAGAGCAGCAAAGUGCCCUCUUCCUGGUGUUCCUGUGCAUGUACCUGGUCACUGUGACUGGCAACCUGCUCAUCAUCCUGGCCAUUGCCACUGACACACGUCUCCACAUGCCCAUGUACUUCUUCCUUGCCAGCCUGUCCAGUGCCGACAUCUUUUUUGUCUCCACCACUGUGCCGAAGGCCCUCAUGAACAUCCAUACCCAGAGCAAAUCUAUUUCCUAUGGAGGAUGCUUGACCCAACUCUACUUCUUCUUGACUUUUGGGGACAUGGACAGCUUUCUCUUGGCCACAAUGGCCUAUGACCGCUUCGUGGCCAUCUGCCAACCUCUCCACUACACAAUGAUCAUGAGUCCCCGCCGCUGCACCAUCCUGAUCACUGUCUGCUGGAUUCUUACAAAUAUUCUUGCCAUGCCUCAUACCUUUCUCAUGCUACGACUUUCCUUCUGCCCCAAUAAAAUCAUUCCUGAUUUCUUUUGUGAUCUGGUACCACUGCUGAAAGUAUCUUGCUCUGACACUAAAGUCAAUGAGCUUUUGCUCUUCUAUUUGGGAGGAGCAGUUCUAGUAGUCCCCUUUAUACUCAUCCUGAUCUCUUAUAUUCGCAUUGUUUCAACAAUACUCAGGUUUCCCUCGGCCCAGGGAAGGCGUAAGGCUUUCUCUACUUGUGGGUCCCAUCUUGCUGUUGUCGCCCUGUUCUUUGGGACAGUAUUCAGGGCUUACCUGUUCCCCUCAUCUUCUUCGUCCACCUCCGUAGAAAAGGAUACAGCAGCUGCUGUGAUGUACACAGUGGUGACUCCCCUGCUAAACCCCUUCAUUUACAGCCUGAGGAACAAGGACAUGAAGGGAGCUCUGGGGAGACUUUUCAGAGGCAAAGUCUCCUUCUUGAGGGGCCAGUAA